This is a messenger RNA of Brugia pahangi, 921 nucleotides long. NCBI's taxonomy places the organism in Eukaryota, Metazoa, Nematoda, Chromadorea, Rhabditida, Onchocercidae. The record is from the annotation of a GenBank genome assembly.
AUGUCAUCGAUUUUGAGGAAAUUGUUCAGAAAUGAAACAAAAAAAGUUACGCAAAAAAAUUCCAUUACUGGGCGAAAUAACAGCUUUCCAGUACCGUACUUAUCAAAACUCGAAGGCAAUCAGUUACAAUCAGGUCAAUCAUUGAUUGUUCGAGGUUAUAUCAUUGGACGUAAUGAAUUUAUUAUAAACCUUACAAAUGGUGGAAAAGUGGAAAAGGAGGAUGAAAAUGAUAUUCUUGACAAUCGACUUCUUGCUAUUCGAGCAAAUAUUGCUUUGAAAAGAAUUUAUUUGAAUGCCUGUAUUGAUGGCGAAUGGGGAAGAGAAGGCUCAGUGAAGCAUAAGUGGACACUUGGUGAUGAAUUCGAUAUACGAAUUAGAUGUCAUGAUAAAUACUUUGAGAUAUUCGUUGACCAUAAAUUACUAGCCAAAUUUGCGUAUUACGUGCCAAUUUCAAAUAUUUCACACAUUUAUAUGAACGGCGAUGCCGAAUUAUAUACAGUCUCGUGGGAGGGCAAGUAUUACCAAGUUCCUUACACAGCAGAUAUCCCGGGAAACUUUUAUCCAGGACGAAAGCUUUACGUAUCAGGAGUUGUUAAAAAGCGAACCAAACAAUUCGUGGUGGAUUUUCACUCUGAUAACGAUAUAGCAUUUAGAUUUAAUCCACGAAUUGCCGAAAAAAAGUUAAUUCGUAAUACUCGAUCAGAAGAAAGAUGGGGAAUGGAAGAAAAAGAGAUCGAAAUACAAUUUCCACUCAAAAAGAAGCGAGCAUUUGACUUACUGUUUUAUUGUGAAGAAAAUCGAUUUCUUUGUCAUGUGGAUGAUUGCCUUAUAUGUUCAUUUACACAUCGAAUGUCACCCCGAAAUAUCAAUAAACUUUCCAUUGAUGGUGACAUCGAAUUACAAGGAGUACACCUCAAGUGA